UUGAAAGACAAGAACACACACAGUUUUGAACCACUUAGCCUAUCGUUUUUUCUCUUUUUUUCCAUUAAUUUCUAUUUAUGGUAGUCUAGAAAAACACCAUGUUCCACGAUGACGUUACAUCUGUCAAUUUUGGUGGGAUUAAGCUACAGGUGCAUACAUUCAGAGAGACAUUCACGCUGUAAAUUUGAGAAGUGCGUAAAAAUCCCAAAUUACCAAUGGAGCUCCAAAAUGCUUUACUAACUCACGCGCAUGUGAGCCAUCACCAUGGCAACGGAAGAUACACUAGAGCGCCGCCAGGAGCUGCAGACGAAGACCGGGCACGGAGCAGGUGCUUCUUUCCCCGGGCAGGGCUGCUGCAUUAAUCCUAUCGAGUGUCCAUUCCCCAAAGGGUCCUGUCUAAGAAAGUGACUUUGGUUUGAACGAGGUAAGGCAGCAUUUAGUUGUGUUUUUUAAUUAUUUUCCUUUGAAAUAGCCUACUGACUUAGACUAUCCGCAAGUGGUUGUUUUCCUAGUUAGAUGGUUAUGAACUAUGCGAACGCGCAAAGUGAAGCAAUGUUCUAACAUAUUUCCAUUACUCCAUUACUUGGCACUCGAAUUUAACUAGUUCUCCUCAGUCCUCUUGUGCAAUGCAAUAUCCUGAUCUCAAUUAGGCCUACAGGAUCUUCUCAAGUGAACAGGUGGAGGUAAAGCAUAAUUACUAACUCCAAGCAAUUAACCCCCCCCCCCAACCCUAACCCCCCAUACAACAACUAUCAAUUAUUGAAAAAUAACAUUUGGCCUAAACAUUACUGGGUAUGCCCUUGAAGAACAAGAACAGAGCAGCAGGUGGUGUGAUCACCAUCCACACACCCACACCUUUAAAUCUCAAGCCUAGGGUGACUGCAGUGGCUUGGGCAGAUGUCCCCGCCUCCGUGGCAGAGAGUAGGAGGAGCCUGUACUGUCGGAGUGUCAUGACGAGGAAUGCAAGUCCGGGUAGAGGAAGAGGAGGAGGGGGUGGACGAGAAGGGGGGAGAAAGAAUCAGACCUGGGUUCCUAGGUCACCAAGAGGGCCCUGUGUGGAUUGGCUGUCUCACUCCUCCUUCAGGCGCUUGCAGGCUAAAUUAGAGUCAGAAAACCAAGAGACAGGGAAAAUCAUUCAACCCCUACUGGAUACUGAGAAAGGCUUCAUCAAGGACCUGGAGCGUUUCCUCAGCCACCAGGAGGUUUUGGCGCUCCGUAAGAAAGAGCUUCUGCACAGGCACUGGACUGAGCGUGUGUGGACGCCCAUCCAGAGGAACGUGGAGGACCGAGUGACCAACUGUUGGUCCGAGGAGGCCGACAGGAUCCGCAGCAUGUUCAUGCACUACAUCAACUACUGCAACAACAAGGGCUUUGUGUCCCUAGAGGACUAUGACCCCCUGGAAUACAACCCUCUCCUGCAAAACAUUAACAAACCUCAGUUCUUCAAGGUUACUACACGUGCCUUGAAGGACCCACUGUUCUUCCAAUCCCGUGAGAGAGUAGAGGAAAAGAGGGCACUCCUUCGCUGUCAAACAGGUCAUUUAUACACACGCAGAGAAGUGGAAAAACUCCUGAAGCAAAGUCUACCUCACCAAACUGUGCCCAGUGGCUGGACCUCCGAAAUGUGCUCCAGGUCAGCUGACCUGCCCCUGCUGGCCUCACCCACUCACCAAGGCUCCACCUCUAGAGCUCCUCUAGUGGAGAUGGACCCUGAGCUAUGGAAGCUCAGCAGAACGAGCGUGACUCCAUACCAGCUCACAGCCACAGCCACUCCGGAUAGAAGAUGUCUGCAGGCUGGCUGCUGGUCGUCCAGAGGAUGACCUCCAUCAGGCUACGUGCUAAUAGGUUUCUACAGGCACCCCAGCUCCUCUCCAGUGACAAAAUGGAAGGAGUCUCCUUUGAAUGUUAUGACAAUGAGAUUAAGGAAGGAUGGAAGCAGAAAGAGAGACCAUUGUUCUUUGGGAAAUACAUGAAGGAAGAGAGGAGAGAAUGACGUGUUUAUUGUAGUCAGACUGGGCCCUGAUGCUCACAAGAGUGAAGCGAACUGUAGAAUUGUCUGUCACCUUCCCAAUUAAAAGAUCUUGAGAACAACACAUUCUGGUAUGUCACUGGUGAAAGAAGGGAGCUAAUUAAUGUUUGAUGUGCAGUAAUUGUAGCCUCAAGGUAGCAGCUCUUGGCAGAGACUACAGAUGGUAAAUGGAUAAUUAAAAACUUUUAUUCAAGCCGUUGAUUCCCAGGGUUCUAAGAAGCAUAGCUAUGUCUCUCCUGCUUCGUGGUUACAAUGUGACAUAAUAAAUUCCUUCAGUGUUGUGCAACAGGUUAAAACAAACAAACAAACGUUUAUUUUGUAGUAAAUAUUCUUUGGAUAUAUUAUAACACCAUAUAUUAUCAUCCUUCAUUUGUGCAUUAGGGAAACAAUGACACAAUUACAGAUAUAAGGUUUGAGAAUAACUAAGGAAACAAUAGUUCUCUAUUUUCAAUGAACCGUACAAAAUAUUGGCAAUGGAAUUUACAAUUGAUAUUUGCAUCUUCCAAUAUAUGUAUCAAUAGCCUGCUGUGCAAAACUUGUAAGUAAAAUGUGGUAAAUAAAUUGAAAGAUUUAAGAAGUUUUCCACAGACUAUCAACUACUGACUAUUAACUAGAAAUCAACUCUGAAAGGCUUAUCUGACAGGACUAAUUACAGCUGAAUCAAUAUAUUUUACAAUAGUCACCAAAACAGAUAAAUUACUAAAAA
Messenger RNA from Osmerus eperlanus (European smelt), 2735 nucleotides. It is a transcript of the gene fam228a, whose product is annotated as family with sequence similarity 228 member A. The transcript has 9 exons. The coding region runs from base 795 to 1820 and encodes 341 amino acids. The record is from RefSeq and is a predicted model, not a curated record. Lineage: Eukaryota; Metazoa; Chordata; Actinopteri; Osmeriformes; Osmeridae.